Molecule: messenger RNA, 1077 nt
Organism: Aplosporella prunicola CBS 121167
Lineage: Eukaryota; Fungi; Ascomycota; Dothideomycetes; Botryosphaeriales; Aplosporellaceae
Product: glycoside hydrolase family 16 protein
Exons: 6
Coding region: 1-1077 (358 amino acids)
Biological process (GO): glucan catabolic process
Molecular function (GO): hydrolase activity, hydrolyzing O-glycosyl compounds
Source: RefSeq, a predicted model, not a curated record
AUGCCGCGCGCGCGAUCCCUUGUCCCGGCCCUUCUGGCUGCUGCUGCCGGAGUGGCAUCCGCGUACGACAACACGACAGCGGGCUACGCGCCGUUUGUCGGGGCAGACGGGGAAGCUUCUUCGGGCGGGACCGAGCACACGAUUCUGCUCGACGUGCAGACGCCACUGGCGGCGCAGGCAUACAGCCUUACGGCGACGUAUGAUGCGUCGAACUGGUUUGACGUUUUUGCUGUGCAGGCACUUGGGACAAGGGACCCAACGGGCGGCUUCGUAAACUACCUCUCGCAGGCGGACGCGCAGGCGCGAGGGCUGUAUAGGAUCCAGAACGGGCAGGUGUACAUGGGCGUGGACCACACGAACACGAUGAACACGGCCGGCCCGGGGCGGCCCAGCGUGCGUAUUCAGAGCAAAGCGGCGUUUAAGCAUGGGUUGUUUAUUCUGGACUUGGCGCACAUGCCUGGCAGCAUCUGCGGCACGUGGCCCGCAUACUGGCUCGUCGGCCCCAACUGGCCCAAUAACGGCGAGAUCGACAUCAUCGAGGGUGUGAACCAGCAGGCCCGGAACCAGAUGACGCUGCACACGCGGGCGGGGUGCAACGUCGAUGUCGGCGAGGGCGGGCAGACGGGGACGCUGGUGCAGACGAACUGUAAUGCCAACAGCGCGUACGACGGCUGCAGCACCACAAGCACCACGGCCAACACAAUUGGCAGCGCGUUCAACGCGGCCGGCGGCGGCGUCUACGCCUCCUUCUGGAACGCAGGCAGUAUCCAGCACUGGUACUGGCCGGCUUCGGCCGUGCCAAACGAUAUCAGACAGGGCAGCCCGGUGCCCCUGGGGUGGGGGACCCCGAUGGCGCAUUUUCACUGCAAUGGGUGCAGCUUUGAUGACUACAUUAGUGGGAACAGCGUCGUCUUCGACACGACGUUCUGCGGGCAGUGGGCGGGGGCCGUGUGGGCCAGUGGGGGGUGCGCGGGCGUUACGGGCAGGGCAUCUUGCGUCGACUAUGUCGCGAAUGACCCCGGCGCGUUUGCCGACGCGUAUUGGUUGGUUAAUUCGCUCAAGGUUUAUGGCGUUUAG